CCAACUUUGUCUCUCUCCUCCCCCUAAUCACAAGCAGCUGGCAUUUUUUGCUUCCUAUGGGUCGGUAACACUUUUUCCGGAAUGGUUCUUUUCGCUUUUGCUUUUCACGCAACUUUGUCUCUCUUCCUUCUCUCAGUCAGAAACAGCUGGCAUUUUCUGUUUUCCAUACGUCAGUAACACUUUUUUUGAAUGGUUUUUUUUACUUUUGCUUUUCACUCAACUUUAUUGCUCUUCCUCCCCCAAUAAGAUACAACUGGCAUUUUUUUGUCUUUUAUGGGUCCGUAAUACUUUUUCUUUGCUUCUCCUUGCUUUUACCAACCUCGAACCCAGGACCUGUGGCUUAACCAUUUCGCAAAAUAGGCCAAGCCAGCAGGCCAAUGGAGAGCAAAGCUGGGUUCAUCGGAACCCAGCUUGGUCUCGUCGAACCGGCAGUUGGGUUCGACGAGACCCAGCCUUGCUGGGUUCGGGCGAAACCAAGCAAGGGGCGGAACCCAACCUUGCUGGGUUCGGGGAAACCCAGCCAGGCUAGGGUUGGGUUCAGGGAAACCCAGCCAGGCUGGGUUCGUCGAACCCAGCCAGGCUGGGUCUCGUCGCAACUCAACAAGGGAGACCCAGCCUUGCUAGGUUCGACGGAACCCAGCAGAUCUGGGUUUUGUCGAACCCAGCCUGGCUGGGUCUCCUCGAACCCAGCAAUGCUGGGUUCCGACGAGACCCAGCAGGCUGGGUUCGACGCAGCCAUGGAAUGCAGCCUGGUGGAGACCCAGGGCAGGGAAGAAAGAAAGAGAAAGAAAGAAGGGGAAGAAGAGGGAUUGGGUGGGUGAGGGUAGUUAGAUGCAGCUGGCAUUUUUGUUUUUUAUGGGUUAGUAAGACCUUUUCUAAAUCUCUUUUCCUGCUCUUGUUUUCCACUCCCCUCUUUCUGAAUCAUCUUUUUCUGCUUUUGCUUUUCACUCAACUUUAUCUGUGUCCCUCCCCCCCAGUCAGAUAUAGUUGGUAUUUUCUGUUUUCCAUGGAUCAAUAAUACUUUUUCUUAAAUUGUCUUUUUCUGCAUUUGCUUUCCCCUCAACUUUAUCUCUCUCCCUCCCUCAAUAAGAUACAACUGGUAUU
Rubroshorea leprosula is the source of this 1104-nucleotide messenger RNA. The record is from the annotation of a GenBank genome assembly. NCBI's taxonomy places the organism in Eukaryota, Viridiplantae, Streptophyta, Magnoliopsida, Malvales, Dipterocarpaceae.